This is a messenger RNA of Tremella mesenterica DSM 1558, 732 nucleotides long. RefSeq lists its product as uncharacterized. The transcript has 2 exons. The record is from RefSeq and is a predicted model, not a curated record. Lineage: Eukaryota; Fungi; Basidiomycota; Tremellomycetes; Tremellales; Tremellaceae. The coding region runs from base 1 to 732 and encodes 243 amino acids.
AUGUUAGACAACUUUGAUCCUGAAAAAGAACUUUACAAUUCACUCCUUCUCAAUUCGUUCGGUUUAAAAUCAUUUCAUCUUAUUCCACAAUCUUCUAAAUUAUCUCAAUCUAAUAUUUCUCAUGAUAAACUUCUACUGUCCAAAAACGCAAGUACGACGCCUUUGAUGUAUGAAGUAAAUGGGAAGAAUUCUGAGGGAAUAACGACUAAAGUAUAUGAGAAAUGGGAAUAUAAUUUGGGAAUGGCAAGAGCGAAAGUUGUUUUACUUGAUUUAGUCAAUAUAUACCAUGAUCAUCGAGAUCAAAUUGUUCUCACUGGGGUCGUGGACGAAUCUGGAGAAAAGGAGAAAACGACUCUCACUGGGAUCGUUGACGAAUCUGGAGAGAAGGAGAGAACGGCUCUCAGUGGGAUUAUGGACGAAUCUAGAGAGAAAGAGAAAGAGAAAGAUGACUUGUCAUCCAUUAAAGUCGAAGUAUCUGUAGAAAAAAAGAAUGACGUCUUAAUUCACUCUGAUAUCGUUGAAGAAUCCGUACACAAAGAGAAGAAAGAAUCCAACCGGAAUAUCAAAAUUGAAAAUGAGUCAAGGGAGGUGAAGGAAGAUGAAGUUCUGCACAAGAAAAGAGAAGUGUCAAAUGAAUCAGAACGAGGAGAGUGCAUAGGAGUUGGAGUACAAAAAGGAGGUAAAACAAUAAUCAUUCAUCUUGAUUCUAAAGGAUAUUCAGAGCAGGAGUAA